Messenger RNA from Leptosia nina, 2079 nucleotides. Lineage: Eukaryota; Metazoa; Arthropoda; Insecta; Lepidoptera; Pieridae. The record is from the annotation of a GenBank genome assembly.
AUGAUGUUUAGUCGAAGUACUCAUACUUCUAAUGAAUACCGAGCUAUAUUGGAAAGAAAACUUUAUAUAGCAAGAGAAUCACCGGAACCAGACUUUGACUUAUCAGAAUGUAAUCUUCGAUAUUUACCUCCAGGAAUAUUUUCGAUAUGCAAGGUGUUUCGUAAAGAUUAUCUGUAUUUACAAGUCAACAAAUUAAAAUCAUUGGAAGAAGGAGGCCAGUUAUCCGAUCUACAUUUAAUAAAAACAUUGGAUUUGAGUAAGAAUAAUUUCGUACAAAUUCCAAAAGGCAUACGCUUUUUAAUGAGUCUCACAGAACUUUAUCUACAAGAUAAUCAAAUAAGUCAUUUACCAGACGAAAUAAAAUUUUUGCAAGCACUAAAAAUAUUAGACGUGUCAAGGAAUCACUUAAAACAACUGAACCCUCGACUAGGUGACUUACAGUGUUUACGGAAACUUAUAGUUGUAGGUAAUAAAAAUUUAAGGGAGAUAUGUGUGGAAUUGUGUCAAGCUAGAAAUUUGUUUUUGAUUGAAUUGGAUAGUGAUCAAUUUAUUACACCACCUUUUGAAAUAACUGUACAGGGGACUGAAGCAAUAAUGAAAUACCUCUGUCAUAAAGCUAAUAUAGAGUAUAUUCCACCGCUGCCUUUGGACGCUGACAAUAUGUUGCCAACCUAUGAAUCAAACCAGGGCCUUGAUCUUUUUACUAAGCAAAAAAUUACUUGGGAAGAACAAGAAAGUACCAUACAACAAAAGGAACUUGAGAUUCACAAAGCCAAUCAAGAGCAAAGAGAAAAGUUUCUGUCUGGUGUUUUGCAAGAUCAAUUAAAUUUAGAUAUAGAAAUUGCUAGGGUACAAGUUGAUAAGGAAGUAGAAAGACAAAAAUUGAUACAGACUAUACAAAGCGAAGAGCAAAACAUAGAAUGCCUAAUUAAAAGUUUUAUAGGUCAUGAUAAACUGCAACCUGAAAUUAUUCAGCAACAACUGGCACAUGAGCAGUUGGAACAUGAACACAUACUAGAGAUAACACGACAAAACUAUGACAAUGUUAAGAAAUGUGAUAUUUUAAAAGCAAUGGAACAACUCUUAGAGGAAAACUAUUCAGUCGGUAAAUACAUGAAAUACUACAAGGAUAAUUUGAAUAAUGUGAAACAAACUCUCUUGUUCCAUGAAACUGAAGUGGAUGAGAAGCUGCAUCAAUUGCUUAGUGCUAAAGAAGAAGCUAGAGAAGCACUUGUACAGAAACUAUUAGAAGAUCAAGAUGUUCAAAAAGCUAUGGUUUCAUCACUACUUGACCAAGUUGAUGCCAGAAGCUGGAGUUUGAAUCAAGAGAUUACUUUAAUUUCAUCUCAUCUGGCUAAGUUGAGUGUGAUUGAACAGGAAAAGAAGAAAAUGCAUAUUUUUUACAACUAUAACGACCUGUUGCAUCAGAGAGUUCAGUUGCUUAAUUUACUAGAUGAUCUGUUUGACCAGAAAAAUAAAAGGCGGAAACAGUUAAUUGAUACAUUAUAUGAGGCAGAAAAUGAAAAUAAUAGCGAGGAAGAUUUUUGGUUGAGAAGUUACAAGAAGUUGUUGGAUUCAGCACCAAAAUCUCUACUUACCAUUGAUAAAACAUUAGACCCACUUCUUGCAAAGUACCUUUUGGAACAAGGUGUUAUUCAUUGCUUACCUUUUUUGGUGAAAUUCUUAUUUUCUGAGAAGUCAUUAUUAAAUCUUUCUUACCAAGAUUUAAAAGAGAGCGGCGUGUCUUUGAGGAUAGAUCGUGAAAAUAUUAUUAGAGCAAUCAAUAAGUAUGUUGAAUGUAAAAACGGAAACAAUAAUGUUAAAUUUGAUACUGUGCCAGAACCAAGCGCUCCUUCUUUACCUUCAGAUGAUGUACAAUUGGGAGUGGUGAAUAAAGAACAUGCAGACAAUUUAUCAGAAGAUGCAGAAUGUGUUAUUUGUAUGGAAACCAAGUCGGAGGUAGUGUUUGUGCCUUGCGGCCAUAUGUGCUGCUGUCAACGUUGUUCACAAAAAGAUAUCACCAGCUGUCCUAUGUGCAGAACAGAAAUAGAACGAAUUAUCAAAGUUUUAAUAGCUUGA